AUGUAUUCUUUUCAAAGUGGGCUUCUUCCCUUAAAGAACGAGGUGCCAAAAAUUAGCUUUGUUAGUUUUACCAUAUCGCUUGUCACUAACAAUUAUACUUCAAUGAUGCUCAGAAGCCGGCUUGUUCUUGUCAGGCAGUGGGAACGGAGGUACAGCGAGCUUGUCAAUCCGAAGAUAAUCAAAGAGAGGUUUAAGCUAAACAAAGAAGCUCAACCAAUCAAAGCUCUAUUGAACCGAGGCAAUUCUGAUGCAGUGGUGAUCAACGGGUGGAUAGACAAAAAACCUAGGAGCGUCGGCAAAGGACUGAUAUUUAGCACUCUGAGAGAUACCGAAGGUGAUUUGAUCCAACUUGUUGACCACAAAUCAUUACUAAAAUCGGCUAGUGUUGAGGAUGUUGUUCAGGUUGAAGGGCACUUAGCGCUAAAGGAAAGCAGAGGGGACUCAGACCCCGCACAAUACGAACUCAGGGUCUUGAACAUCAAUACUCUCAAUAAAUCCAGCAAAAAGCCCUCUCAACUUUUAGGUUUCAAAAUUCAAGAGAGCUAUCCGCCGGAAUUCAGAUACCUACAAUUACGGCUCCCUAAGUAUCAGAAUUUUUUGCAGAAGAGACAUCAAAUUGCCCAGAAUAUAAGGGAGCUCUUGAAUCUUCAAGGCUUCCUUGAAGUUGAAACUCCAGUUCUAUUCAAAUCAACUCCUGAAGGGGCUCGCGAAUUUUUGGUUCCGGCGAGAAAUAAACAAGAUGGGAAGCCUACAUUUUAUGCCUUGCCACAGAGCCCACAACAGUACAAACAGCUUCUCAUGGCAAGUGGUAUCCAAAAAUACUACCAGUUUGCUCGGUGUUUUCGUGAUGAGGAUCUUAGGAGCGACAGGCAACCAGAGUUCACUCAGGUUGAUCUGGAAAUGGCGUUCGCGUCUGGCGAUAAGAUAAUGCAUGUUGUCGAAGAUACAAUGGUGAGCACUUGGAAUAAGUUUUCCAGUAGCGAAGCCCUGCAGACGGUUGACAAAAAUGGCCUUUUAGUGGCUGUGACAGGGUCGCAGCCAGUGAGUAGAAUGAGCUACAAAACGGCGAUGACGCACUACGGCAUAGACAAACCUGACCUAAGAUUUCGGGACCUGAAAAUUGUUGACAUGUCAGAAUUCAAAGCGCGGGGCAAGGAGAAUAUAUUGUUUCCUGUUUUUGAAGUUCUUAUUCUCCGAAAUGCUUUCAGCACUGUCGAAGAGUAUCAUAAAAAUUGGGCGUUCCUUUCAAAUGAACACAACUAUAGAUAUAGGACCCCCAUUGUAGUGCCAGUAGAAACAGAGGAAUUGGAAAGAUCAUGGUUUGAAAAGUUUUUGCCAAUUGCAGAUUUUGAAAAUCCCACACUAAUGGCUCGUUUUCUAAAUCUUAAGAAGGGUGACAUUGUAUGUGGGUCCACAAGGCAGCCAACAAGUGCGAUUUUUGAGAACCCUACGCCUUUAGGAAGACUGAGGCAACUUGCGAUUCAAUCACCAUAUGGAAAGAAGCUUUACCAGAAAAGUGAAGGCGCAGUUGCAACUUGGGUGGUUGACUUCCCACUUUUUUCUCCAGUGGAGCGUGAGGUAGUCGGAAAGGAAACAAAACAGCUGUAUCCCGUCUACGAGUCAGAUAAAGUGACAUCAACUCAUCACCCAUUUACUAUGGUUCAGCUGGAUGACUUGGCAAAGCUUUCUAAAGCACCUCUAUCAUGUGCCGGUCAACACUAUGACUUUGUUUUGAAUGGUGUGGAGCUUGGGGGUGGUUCAACUAGAAUUCACGAUCCGGAGCUGCAGAAAUAUGUUUUCAAAGAUAUUCUCAAAAUCAAAGAGCCAGAAAAGUUGUUUGGUCAUCUCCUCACUGCUUUUGAGAAUGGGACGCCUCCACAUGCGGGACUUGCCAUAGGUUUUGAUCGGAUGGUUGCGAUGAUAUGCGGAUCUGAAAACAUUCGAGAUGUUAUCGCAUUCCCCAAAAGUGUUAGCGGUGCUGAUCUGGUAGUGGGUAGCCCAAGUAGCAUCUUAGAAAGUUAG
Messenger RNA from Lachancea thermotolerans CBS 6340, 2022 nucleotides. RefSeq names its product aspartate--tRNA ligase MSD1 (gene MSD1). Gene Ontology annotation, molecular function: aspartate-tRNA ligase activity; ATP binding. The record is from RefSeq and is a predicted model, not a curated record. Lineage: Eukaryota; Fungi; Ascomycota; Saccharomycetes; Saccharomycetales; Saccharomycetaceae. The transcript has a single exon. Gene Ontology annotation, cellular component: mitochondrion; cytoplasm. The coding region runs from base 1 to 2022 and encodes 673 amino acids. Gene Ontology annotation, biological process: aspartyl-tRNA aminoacylation.